AUGAGCAGCUCACAACCUCUACUUGACGGACAAAUCGAACCGGACGAGACUGCUGUAGAAAAUCAUCAGACGCCAAGUAAUACAACCCGUCCUCCCGUUGUACUAACUCCAACUACCCGGGAAAAUUAUGCAACCUCUCCCAGCAACGCAGAGUCAGGCAUUGCAGGUAUCUUCAAGGCGUCCUCCCAUCCGCUCGCUCUUUUCGCCCUCUUUAUCUUCCGCAUUGGAGCUAUCGCGGUCUAUCUACUGUCUGGUUUCGUAACAGACAACUAUGUACUUGCCGUUGUCGUGGUUGUGGUGUUACUCUCCAUGGACUUUUGGAACUGCAGGAAUGUUGCUGGAAGAACACUUGUAGGUUUGCGUUUUUGGAAUCAAGUAGACGACGACGGAGAAAGCUACUGGGUGUUCGAAAGCCGCGACCCUUCUCAUCCAGUAAACGCGAUUGACUCGAGGAUGUUCUGGAUCGCGAUAUAUGUGUUUCCUGUUCUUUGGAUCGCCUUGUUCAUCGUCUCGCUUUUGAGACUCAAACUCGAAUUUGUCCCCAUUGUGUUGUUGGCGCUGGUGUUCAAUGUCACCAACGCUAUCGGAUUCACUUAUGCAGACCGCGACGCAAAGCAACGCUGGGCUAGCAGUGUUGUCAGCUCUAGUUGGAGCCUGGGCUUUGGGGGAAUCGGCAGCCAGUUACUCUCAGGUGCCGUCCAAAAGGGUGUUGGCCGAGUGUUUGGAGCUUAG
This is a messenger RNA of Mycena indigotica, 732 nucleotides long. Its product is annotated as Golgi apparatus membrane protein TVP23. NCBI's taxonomy places the organism in Eukaryota, Fungi, Basidiomycota, Agaricomycetes, Agaricales, Mycenaceae. The record is from RefSeq and is a predicted model, not a curated record. Bases 1 to 732 code for a protein of 243 amino acids. Gene Ontology annotation, biological process: protein secretion; vesicle-mediated transport. Gene Ontology annotation, cellular component: Golgi membrane. The transcript is spliced from 8 exons.